Molecule: messenger RNA, 1078 nt
Organism: Aphidius gifuensis
Lineage: Eukaryota; Metazoa; Arthropoda; Insecta; Hymenoptera; Braconidae
Exons: 6
Coding region: 98-1078 (326 amino acids)
Source: RefSeq, a predicted model, not a curated record
UACUUAUUAAAACCAGGUUGAUUGCGAAAUAUGCUGACUUGUCGUCACUUACUCGUUUAUUGAAUGACAAAAGAUCCAGUUUAUAAAAUUAUUUACGAUGACAAAACAGCGAGAUAAUGGAGAAGAAAUUAAACCACUUUUGUUGUUGGACAAUGACAUUGAAGUACCAAAUCAUUAUUAUUUUUCUUCAUCUAGACCAGUUAUUAAAGGUGUUGUCAUUCAACUUGCUGCAUGGCCAUCUCAUAUUUUAUCAAUUUUUAUAAUUGCAUCAAUUAUUUUUAUAACUUUUAUAGUUGCUACGUUUAUUGGUAUAUUUUUUUUAUCCCAACAAAUGAAAGCUAGAAAUCGUGUUGAAAGAAGUGCUGAAAUUAAAGAAUUUCCAAAUAUAUAUUUCGUCAGUCAUGUUAAUCAAAGUUGGACACUUGAUGAUCUUUGUGCAAUUGAAUCAUCAGCACGUGAAUAUCCAGAUUCAAAAAUUUAUCUUAUAAAUCUUUCGACAAAAAGAUCAUUAAAUUUUUUGGACAAUGUCAAUUCAUCGAUCUCGAAAAAGAUAGAUCAUAAAAUCAUUGAUACACUGAGUGAAGUUUUAAAAAAUAAUAUAAAUUUAAAAAUAACUGAUAUUAUUGAUUGCAAAUUUUUUCAAGAAACAAUACUAGAAAAUGAGUGUAAAAAAUUAAAUGAAAAUAUGCUAGAAAUUGCUGUUAAAUCACAUUUAAUUUGGCAACAUUUUGGAGUUUCAUUGAGUCCAUCUGAUGCUGAUCAAUUGAACAAUUACAUAUGCAGACUUGAAAAAUUAUGUAGUAAAAAUAAAAUUGCAACGUUAAGUAUUGAUGGAUCUAUUCUGUCUUCAACUGUAUCAUGUCACGCAUUUUAUGAAUAUUUAUUAAAAAAAAUAUCAUCAAAAUAUAUGAGUAAAGAUUUUAUCAAAGACAUCAACAAAUCAUAUUGUCCUGGUCAAGAUAAAUGCUUCGGGGUUAAAAUUAUGAGCAAUAAAUCAACGAGUAUCACAAGCACAGUUUCAUGUCCCUCAGUAUUCCCCGAGGAUAAUGCCAAGUCCAGUGUUAAACUACAAAAUUAA